Messenger RNA from Gaeumannomyces tritici R3-111a-1, 2158 nucleotides. RefSeq lists its product as hypothetical. Lineage: Eukaryota; Fungi; Ascomycota; Sordariomycetes; Magnaporthales; Magnaporthaceae. The transcript is spliced from 2 exons. The record is from RefSeq and is a predicted model, not a curated record. Bases 348 to 1715 code for a protein of 455 amino acids.
CUUUUGGAGCGCUUCGGUCCCCCGCAAGCCGACGUCGCCGGAUUUGCGGUCUCUAGGAAGACGAGGACAAAGGGAGGCGGCCGGAAAGGGAGGGCGAAACAGCAGCUGAAAGAAUGGAACUGCCGAGGCCCAAAUCAAUCGAUGCGGCGGCCGUCAGUCAAAGCCCACGAGGCGCACGUCGAGGAUGGCAACUUAUCAACAAAGAAAACCCGCCCGCCUGCCCUCCUCCUGUUGAUAUCCCGCCCGUUUGCGGCCGCUCCCUUUCUUCCCUGCUUGCAAUGGCCUGUAAAGAUUUGUUGGGCAAACCCGAAAGCGGUGCUUGACACCCACGGCAGCACCCAGCUAUUAUGACUCCAUUAAAAAAAACCUCGAUACCCGCCCGGCUCUGCAGGGGCCCUGUUCUCCUCCAUGGCAGCCAAUCCAAACUCUCCUUCCGCUACAAGGAACCACCACUUCAACCGCUCCCUCUAAGGCUCCCUCAUCGUCAGACCACCACAACAGCCACUCUCUCUAAGGCUCUCUCAUCGUCAGCAGAGAUGCACGACGCCAUCUCGCCCACAAUAUACCCCGACUGGCCACGAUCGGAUGCGGAUCUAGUGCCGCUGCCGCGGUGCGAAGGCCCCAAGCUAAAGGCUUUCGACUUUGGCGGCCCGCAGAGGAUCGAGUUUCUCCAGCUUUUGGGCGACGGGGCUCACGGGAUCGUUUUCAAGGUCAAGAUGCGUCACCGGCACUACGCGCUCAAACUGUUCCGGUUCUGCUACGAAGAUGAGUGGCCGUGCAUGAUAAGGGAAUCAAACAUCGACGACCGGGCCGCCCUGACGGCGUUUGCCCAGCACUCAGAGCCCUUCUAUGCCGAGUGUCGCGCUUUUGCGCGCCUUCAAGAGACUGGGCACCAAGAUCUUGCCUUGGCCUGCUUCGGCUACGUGCUCCUGGAUGAGACCCACGAGGCCUUGCUUCUCGAACACUUUCCCGACACCCAGCUGAUCGGCACCGGGUUUUCGGCUACCUUCAAGGAGGCCGACUGCCCCCCAGGAUGUAAUGUGCGGACGAGGUACCCGGGCCGCGACGGCCGGGCACCGCCUAUCCGGGGCAUUGUCAAAGAGCUUGCCGAGGAGGUGCCGGAGAGGGAUCUCAACGAGGCCCUGGCCACCCGGAUGCUGGCUGAUAUCGGCAAGUUCCAGCAGCUCGGUAUCUUCCGCAUCGACGUCACCCCCCGGCAGCUGCUUGGAAACAAGACGGUCAGCGAUCUAAGCAUGGCUUGCACGAUACCGCACUGGAUGGCAACUCGGGCGCUGAACCCCAACCUUACGCCAGCUCUGCUGGAGGCCAUGAGACUCGAGACCUUCAUCCGGGCCAAGGCGGAUUACCUCCAGUUUGACUAUGAAAUCGACUGUUGGAACGACAGGCAUGGCGCUACCGAGGGCGCCAUUGAACUGCGCGCCUUUCCCGGCGGCCAAGGCGCCCCGAAGCUCCGCUCCUACGAGCUGAGGAACAAGGAGGCUCGGGAGCGCGUCUACACCCAUGUCAACCCGACGAGCUACGACUGGAGGCGAAAGUCCAGCGCGUCGAAGCGGCCACUGUGUGCAAAGCCCCGCAAGUGGAUCUACUGCUUUGGCAAGGAUCCCGAGCUGGCCGAGGAGCUGAGGUCCUCCAACCCGGAUGCAGGCAGAUACAUUUUUGAAUACAAGAACGGCUACAUCCAGCCGUGGAUGUAGCUAUGAUGCCAGCAUGGCGGCCAAGGAUGUUGGAUUGCCCAAGACUUUUCUCGCACUGGUUCUCUUUUGUUUCCUUUCCUGUUUCCUUUCCUGUUUCUUUUCCUGUUUCCUGGCUUGUUUCCUAUUUCUGUCUCCUGUUUGUCUCUUAUUCCGUCUCCGUCCUUGUUUCUUUCCUUGCCCUUCAGCCCUUGAACGGAGCCCCGAUCCUUCUUGCGGAACGGGUGCCUGCCAAGUCGUGUAUGAUACGCAGGUCUUUCCUAUCUUCAUUCUCGGAAGCAGGUCAAACGAAAUGCAAUAUCUGUUUGUUUUGUUCCUGGGCAUGUUAGUAGGUGCUCUCCUAUUUAGCCGUACAAGCCGAGAACGAAGACAUCGCCAGCGGUGACGAACACGAACUCAAGCCUUGGACCCUUGGUAGUUGGUGAAUAUAGUUAUUGUGCACGCAA